Molecule: messenger RNA, 3101 nt
Organism: Pseudoliparis swirei
Lineage: Eukaryota; Metazoa; Chordata; Actinopteri; Perciformes; Liparidae
Gene: mvp
Product: major vault protein
Exons: 18
Cellular component (GO): nucleus; cytoplasm
Molecular function (GO): protein binding
Source: RefSeq, a predicted model, not a curated record
CCAUCUCAGCCCCGCCCACCCACUGUCAGCCGCUUCCUCCUGAGCUUCACCAGUAGAAUCAGCACCUCCUGCACUCCGCUGCCGAGCCUCACGGGACCAGGACCAGAUUUUCUAAAGGAUAAUGUCUCAGAAGGGGAACCGAGGACCAGAAGGGUCCAGUGAGGUGUCCAUCAUCCGCAUCCCGCCGCACCACUACAUCCAUGUUCUGGACCAGAACACCAACAUCGCCCGCGUGGAGAUCGGACCGCUCACCUACAUCCGGCAGGACAAUGAGAGGGUUCUGUUCCAUCCGGUCCGGAUGAUCAUGGUUCCUCCGCGGCAUUACUGCGUCGUCGUCAACCCGGUGGCCCGCGAUGACGACCAGCAGGUCCUGUUCGACCAAUCGGGUCAGGCCAAGCUCCGCCACGCCGACCUGGAUAUCCGCCUGACCCGGGACCCGUUCCCCCUCUACCCGGGGGAGGAGGUCCAGCAGGUCGUGACCCCGCUCCAGAUCGUGUACCCCGACACGGCGCUGCGUCUUCAGGCUCUUCUGGACUUUGAGGGCGCCGGAGGAGAGAAGAGGAUCGCUGGAGACGAGUGGCUGUUUGAGGGACCGGGGACCUACAUCCCCAGGAAGGAGGUGGCCGUGUUGGAGACCAUCAAGGCUACGGUGAUCCGAGAGAACCAGGCCAUCAGACUGAGGGCUCGCAAGGUGGGGGUGGACCGUGGGGCCGUCCACCGGGUCACAGGUGAGGAGUGGCUGGUCAUCAAGGUGGGGGCCUACCUGCCCGGAGCCCACGAGGAAGUCCUCGACAUCGUGAACGCAUUCAUCCUGACGGACAAGAAAGCGCUCCACGUCCGCGCCCUCCGGCCCUUUAAGGACGACGGUGGGCGUGACCGGCGCACGGGGGAGGAGUGGCUCGUUACGCUGGCCGACCGGGAGGCCCACAUCCCGUCGGUGGCGGAGGAGGUGGUGGGCGUGGUGGACGUGACCACGCUGAGCAGCCGGCAGUACUGCGUGAUCCUGGACCCGGUGGGACCGGACGGGAAGCCCCAGCUGGGCCAGAAGAGGGUGGUGAAGGGCGAACGCUCAUUUUUCCUACAGCCAGGCGAGGACCUUGAAAGCGGCAUCCAGGACGUGUACGUGCUGUCGGAGGACGAGGGGCUGGUGCUGAGAGCUGUGGAGGCGUUCAAUGACACCGAGUGCGAGGAGGACGAGGAGGAGGACGAGGAUGAGGAAGAGGAGCAGGGGAGGGCGAAGCGCUCGCGGAGGAGCGGCGUCCACCGGCGGCCCGGGGACCGCUGGAUGCUGCGCGGCCCCCUGGAGUACGUCCCCCCCGCCGGCGUGGACGUGGUGCUGAGGAGGCAAGCCAUCCCAUUGGACGAGAACGAGGGCAUCUACGUCCGGGACAUCAAGUCGGGAAAGGUGCGCGCCGUGAUCGGCCACACCUACAUGCUGACUCAGGACGAGGAGCUGUGGCACAAGGAGCUGCCCCCCAACGUGGAGGCGCUGCUGGCCUCCAACCUGGACCCGCUGGCCAGCCGCUCGGACCGGACCAAAACCGGACAGGACCAGCCGAGGGACAAGACCAGGGUGGUCUCCUACCGGGUCCCCCACAACGCCGCCGUCCAGGUGUACGACUACAGGGAGAAGAAGGCCAGGUGGGUCUCCGAGGGUCCACGCCUCUCUGUGGCGAGGGACUGACGCUUGUUCUCGGUCCCUGACUUCUCCCGCGACUUUCUCGCCUCCCGGUGCUCGGUGGCCGUGCCGUGAGUGACUUUCCACGACUUCCACAAGAACUCUAACCGGAUCAUCUGCUCCGCCGUGUUCGGCUUCGAUGAGAAGCUGGCGGUGCGCCAGAGUCUCCGCUUCAACCAGAACCACCUGACCAUCAGCAGCGUGGACAUCCAAUCGGUGGAGCCGGUGGACCAGAGGACCCGGGACUCGCUGCAGAAGAGCGUCCAGCUGGCCAUCGAGAUCACCACCAACUCCCAGGAGGCGGCGGCACGGCACGAGGCAGAGCGCCUGGAGCAGCAGGCGCGGGGCAAGCUGGAGCGGCAGAGGAUCACGGACCAGGCCGAGUCCGAGAGGGCCAGGAGGGAGCUGCUGGAGCUGGAGGCUCUCAGCGCCGCGGUGGAGAGCACGGGAGCCGCCAAGGCCGAGGCUCAGUCCCGGGCCGAGGCGGCUCGCAUCCAGGGGGAGGCGGCGGUGAACGAGGCCAAGCUGAAGGCCGAGGCGCAGACCAUCGAGGCGGAGGCGGAGCUCCAGCGGCUGGUGAAGGCGCGCGAGCAGGAGCUGAGCUACAGGAAGCAGGUGGACCUCCUGGAGGUGGACAAGCAGCAGAGCCUGGCCCACAUCGAGAGCCAGCGCUUCAGCCACCUGGUGGAGAGUCUGGGGAGUGACACGAUCAUGGAGAUCGCCAGAGCCGGGCCGGAGCUGCAGGUGAAGAUGCUGCAGGCUCUGGGCUUGAAGUCGACCCUCAUCACAGACGGGUCGUCUCCCAUCAACCUCUUCACCACCGCCAACGGCCUGCUGGGGUCGCUGGCGGGUCAGGGCCAGUGAGGAGGAGUGAAGAAGAGGAGGAGGGUGGAGGGGGAAUAGAUUGUCCAAAAGUAAACCUCAGAUUGUUUCUGCCACCUUAACAUCUCUCAUACCACAUUCAGUUCAUUCAUUUCUGUUUAUGAUGUUGGCACCGUUACAACUGUUAGCAGUGUUGGCUCUGUUAGCACCAUUAGCUCUGUUAACACUAUUAGCACCGUUAGCACUAUUAGUAGCUAAGCACUGUUAGCCCCAGCCUUGUGGAUGAAGUGGAAUCGCCUUGAAGUAAAACGAUGUGCCUUUUUCCUUUAGAGGAACUGAAUAUCAUCCCAGAAUGAAUCUGUGGUCUUUGAUCAGCUGUUAGUUUUGUUCCUGGAUUUUAAAACUGGGAGAACUUUUGCACUUUGAGCUCUUUAAAUGAAGAGCGUGAGGUUUCCUUUUGGACAUGAACGCAUCGCGGAGUUGUCUUGUUGCCUCGGCUGAAGAAGAAGAAUCGCUGCUCCUCCAGCGCUUUAACGCUUUAACAGUCUCUCCGUCGUAUAACCUGAGAGGCUCAUGGCCACAUAAAGACGCUGAAAUGCUG